GAGAGAAACAAUUUACUGAUGAAAAUGGCUCUACAUCAGUAUGCAUGUGGCAUCACUGUGAUGAUCAUUCUUCUCUCCAGAGGAAUUAAUUCAGAACCUGCCUGUGCCAGGUCUCCAAUCAACAGCAGGAUCCUAGGAGGGCAAGAUGCCUCUCCAGGAGCUUGGCCAUGGCAUGUCACUCUUACCCACCGUGGCUGGGUCUUUUGUCAAGGCUCGCUGAUCACAGAUCAGUGGGUUCUGACAGCUGCCCAUUGCUCAAGAAGAUCUUACCUCAGUGGUGCAGUUUUGCACUUGGGUGCAAACAACCAGUCAAGAUAUGGGGAAGAAACUAGGAGAGUUGACUCAAUCGUCUGCCAUCAAGAUUACGAAACUGACUAUUAUGACGGUGAGAAUGACAUCUGUCUUGUAAAGAUGUCAGCUCCUGUAAACUUCACAGACUACAUCCAACCGGUCUGCUUGGCCUCAGAAGAUAGUACUUUCUAUGAUGGAACUGCCAGCUGGGUCACUGGUUUUGGCUCAAAUGAACACUAUUAUUAUCCUGAUACUUUCCAGGAAGUUGAUGUAUCAGUUUUUGGGAACAAUAAAUGCAGCUGCUUCUACAGAAACUCCUACUACUACUGGAACAACCGCCGUUCAAUAACAGAGAACAUGAUGUGUGCUGGAAGUGAAAAUGGAUCAAAGACUGCAUAUUAUGAUGACGAGGGGGCAGCUCUAGUGACCAAAAAAGACUCCACCUGGGUCCAAAGUGGGAUUGUGAGUUAUGUUUAUGGUCAUUACCUCGGUCGACCUACCAUCUACACUCGUGUGUCCCAGUACCAGAAAUGGAUCAGCGACAGAGUCACUGGCAUGGAACCAGGAUUUGUUACCUUCAUCUCCCCAGGCAACGACACGGACUUGAACUUCACCUGUCCCACAACACCAGCUACAACUUCCACUCACUAUCCUGAUACCACACACUACCCUUAUCCCACACAUCACCCAUAUGCCACAUAUUACAGUCACUCUACCACUGAUGAAAGCAUAUUUAACAGUGGCAAAGCUCUGAUUCCCAUCACUCACUUCUUCUAUCUCUCUGUUCUUGUUCUUCAUGUCUUUUUUUGUGCCACAGAUAUCUGACUUAGGACUUUUAGUCAAGCUGCAGUCAAGAUCUUUACCUUCAAAAGUUGUCUUCUUGACACUCAAUAUGUGAAAUAGUGACACUAUACUCUGCUGGACUGUUCAUGUCUGGAACUUUCUUUUUGAAAAAAUAGGCAGAAAAUCAAGGGUGAAAUAGGUUACGGAUUUAAGAUGUUAUAAUUUUGAAAAAAAAAA
This is a messenger RNA of Cyprinodon tularosa, 1311 nucleotides long. RefSeq names its product serine protease 27-like. Gene Ontology annotation, biological process: proteolysis. The record is from RefSeq and is a predicted model, not a curated record. Lineage: Eukaryota; Metazoa; Chordata; Actinopteri; Cyprinodontiformes; Cyprinodontidae. Gene Ontology annotation, molecular function: serine-type endopeptidase activity. The transcript has 6 exons. Bases 19 to 1116 code for a protein of 365 amino acids.